Molecule: messenger RNA, 987 nt
Organism: Sporothrix schenckii 1099-18
Lineage: Eukaryota; Fungi; Ascomycota; Sordariomycetes; Ophiostomatales; Ophiostomataceae
Exons: 1
Coding region: 1-987 (328 amino acids)
Molecular function (GO): oxidoreductase activity
Source: RefSeq, a predicted model, not a curated record
AUGUCUCUAUUGUUGACAGCAACCCCUGCCGGCCCCACGUCGGCCAGCGUGUUGGUAGUGGGCGCCGGGCCGGCAGGCCUUGCCGCCGCCCUCGCCCUCGCCCGGCAGCAGCACACGGUUCUUCUCUUUGGCGACGGCGUCUACCGCAACGGGCGGGCACGCCACCAGGUGCCGGACCACAGCCGGCCCAGCAAUUUCGGUGAGGCGGCACGGGACCACGUGCUGCAGGACUACGGGCAGUACGUGUCAUUCCGGGAGGUGACGGUCGUCAGCGUGCGGCGGACAGACGGUCCGGAACGGUUCACUGUGGUCGACGCGUCCGGCGCCGCCUACCAUGGCCGCAAGCUCAUCCUGGCCAGCGGCGUCGAAGACGUGCCGCUCCCCAUCGACGGCUACGCGGCGUGCUUUGGCCGCGUGAUUGUCCACUGCCUGCUGUGCAACGACUACCCGCAGCGCACCGGGGCCUCGGCGGGCGUGCUGGCGGUGGGCGCCUUCGGACGGGCUGCGGUGGCGCUGCACAUGGCGCGGCAGGCGCGGCAGCUGGCAGCCGUGGUGACGAUCUACACCAACGGCCAGGACGCUCUCGCGGCCGACAUGGACGCCGCUGCCAGGGCAGCCGCUGGCCUGCGCAUCGACACGCGCCCGAUCCGCCGCUUCGUCUUCCGCGGCGAUCAGGACCAGGCGCACGGCGGCGGCGUCCGUCUCGAGUUUGCCGACGGCUCGCCGCCGGCCGACGAAGCGUUCCUGGCCCACGCACCAGCGACGCGGCCCCGCGGGCCGUUUGCGCAGCAGCUGGGCCUCGCGACGGUCCCGCCCAGCACCGUCGACGGCGACAUCCAGGUGGCCUUGCCGCACUACGAGACGUCGGUGCGCGGCGUCUUUGCGGCGGGCGACAACUGCGCGGCGGGGAUGAAGACCGUGGCGCAUGCGAUGCUGUCGGGGAACGUGGCAGGCAUGGGCGCGGCGUCGCAGCUCAGCAUGCUAUAA